AUGGCAAAGACUUUUAUUGAGGAUCAAGAAGUUAUGAGACCUAUGACUGAUUCCGAAAUUUGCGGUAUUAUUUUCAAUGGAAUAAUUGAUGGAACUGAUAUUGAGGUUAUCAAUGGGCCAGCUGAAACAAUAAUUAGAAUUAAUAUUGAUGCUAUUCAUAAUAAUGAAGAAUAUUGGGAAGAACUAAAUAAAUUUAAUCCUGAUAAAUGGAUGGUUAAAGGUUUUGAACCAAAGAAAAAUUCGUUUAUUAUAUUUGGUGGAGGAUUAAGAGUUUGUCCAGGAAGAAAGUUGUCAAAGAUUGAAUUAAUUUUAAACUAA
This is a messenger RNA of Rhizophagus irregularis DAOM 181602=DAOM 197198, 318 nucleotides long. The record is from RefSeq and is a predicted model, not a curated record. Lineage: Eukaryota; Fungi; Glomeromycota; Glomeromycetes; Glomerales; Glomeraceae.